Molecule: messenger RNA, 1954 nt
Organism: Leucoraja erinaceus (little skate)
Lineage: Eukaryota; Metazoa; Chordata; Chondrichthyes; Rajiformes; Rajidae
Exons: 4
Coding region: 96-956 (286 amino acids)
Source: RefSeq, a predicted model, not a curated record
CGUCGUGACGCUGGAGAGGGGCAGACGUCGUGACGCUGGAGAGGGGCAGACGUUAAGCGGGCGGUUAGAGAGGGGCAGACGAACAUCGCAAAAAAAUGGUUCCAAUAAGAUGGAAGGUGCUGCCCAUUGGCGAGGCCCAACCCCUACUGAGCCGGCAGAUUAAAACUGAGGAGGGCCUGGAGGUUGAGGUCAAGGUGGAGGAGGAGUGGGAGGAGGCCGAGACCCACCAGGAGAUUGAGGCCAAAGUGAAGGAGGAGCAGUCCGAGGUGGAGGCCCAGGUCCAGGUCCAGGAGAUUGAGGUGAAGGUGGAGGAGGCCCGGGUCAAAGAAGAGGAGGAGGACCUGGAGGAGGUGUAUCGUGUCCGCAGCAUCGCCCCACCCCGGACUAAGCUCACCACGGGGAUAUCAUCGCGCGCCAACUCGAGUGAGGACGAGACGGAUCCGCCAGAGGGACCCCCAGAGGAACCCUCUGGCUACGGCACUGUGGACAAACAGCAGCACGCUAAGCGGAAACCGGCCUGCACAACUGCGGCAGAUUGCGAUGUGCCUGUUGAACAGUGGGAGAUGUUCGCGGAUAUCACGCAACAGGCUAAGACCACUGCCGAGACAAUAAGCGACUUGUCGCAACCAAGGACGCCGCACGAAAGAAUCGUUUAUGCCUACUCAGCGCUACUGAGGGAGGAGAUGUUGCAGAUCCCUGAGUCGCAAUGGCACAGCUACUGCUUGGAGGGCUUGGUCUUGGCAAGGGCGCACAGACUUCUUCUGCCAGUAAAAUCUUUUCAUCAAAGUUUAUUGAAUUUAUUAACGUUUUACUUUCAUGCUUUUUAUGAAUUACUCACUACGAAUUCCUUGGUGUUGCAGAGUCCGAUGAGGCCCAUGCCAUUCAUGCCGCACCCACAAAUGGGGAUGAUGGCACCACAACAUGCUCCCCAGGUACACUGUGAAACCUUUCAAUGAUGGGAUCCCGACCUAUGGCACACCCGUGGAUGGAUUGCAGGCCCCCCCCAUGUCAGGGCAGCAAGCUCAACGCCACAUCAUGCGACACCCGGCAUGGAAAGGCUCGGAGCAACAGAUUUCCAGGCGUGAUUGGAGGGUCCCGACCCAAGCGCAGACUUCACCCUGAAUCUCUCUGACUAUCUGAUGGAGGAUUGCCCAGUGCAAAUGGGCCGUAAAGAGUGAUGCUCUCUCCAACAUUCACUAUUCUGUUUGCUUGUGCGUUGCACAUUUAAGUUUUAUUCACAUUAAAGUUUUAUUGUUUGUUUGUACUAAAUAAACAAAUUAAUUCUUAUAAAGUCAUGGGUCUUUGUCUUUAUCGGUGAUAACCUCGCCCACACCUUGAUUAUUAAACUUCAGUGUAACCUUGUUGUGUAGCGGAGAAAGCAGUUUGUUAAUAAUGGCGUUGAUCUCUCAAAUGGAAACCACGUCUAAUAAUGGGAUGCAUCUCACAUAUAAAAUCCUCGAUUUAUUAGAUAAAUAAAACACACACAGGCAUUGAAUUGUAAAGUGUGUCAUGAGACGUCAUAUAACGCAGACAGACACAUUUAUCCGCUUUUAAAAUGAUGGCAUUUCAAAGAGAGUGCAAUGUGCGAUGUGUGAGGUAUUAUUAUUAUCACAGUAUUACUCAUUUCACAUACAAAAACCCUCCAUUAACAUACAUAGAUCCUCCUUUUAUUAGAUCAGUUCCUGCGGUGGUGGUCCUCUGUGGUGUGGGAUAUUUGCUGUUGAUCCUCGUCACAUAUUGUUCUGCCAAAGUACAUUGCCUCGCUCGCUCGGAGUUGUAGUAAGCACAGAGAUGGUCCCUCUGCUCCUUUGCUCUUUUGUUGCUGGUGUUUCUUUGCAAUGCGCCUAGUGCCACCAUCAGUGCAGCCCGUCUUGCUUGCAGCUCUCCAUGAACCUGGUGUGACUUCUCCUGUCUGUUUGUCCACCGUGUCACGCUCCACCAUGGCUGCUGCUGC